Messenger RNA from Arabis nemorensis, 1761 nucleotides. Lineage: Eukaryota; Viridiplantae; Streptophyta; Magnoliopsida; Brassicales; Brassicaceae. The record is from the annotation of a GenBank genome assembly.
AUGUCGGUUAACAAUGUUGGUAAAGUCAUUGUAAUUAUGGGCGUAAGCGGAGCAGGAAAAUCUACCAUAGGUAAGAUGUUGGGGAAUGCUCUAUCUUGCGACUUUCUUGACGCCGAUGAUUUUCACUCUCUAUCAAACAGAGAUAAAAUGCGCCAAGGCAUUGCUCUUUCAGAUGAAGACCGGAUGCCGUGGCUUGAAAAAAUCCAAGAGAGUUUGCGAAAACGUCUACUCAAUGGAGAAACCGUUGUUCUUGCAUGUUCUUCAUUGAGAAAGCAUUAUAGAGAAAUCUUGAGAGGAUCUGAUCCUGAAUACAAACCAGGAAGCUAUUCGAGUUGCAAGGUGAAUUUUGUAUUACUGGAAGGUAAUGCGGAGGUGAUCGCCGCUCGGUUACGGAAAAGAGCUUCAGAGGGAGAACAUUUCAUGCCUCUCACUCUUCUCCAGUCUCAGUUUGAUUUGCUUCAAGCUGAUGAUUAUUGCGAAAAGAUAUUCAAAAUCAGUGUUGUUCUUAGCCCUGAAGCUAUAGUUAACUCAAUUCUUGAUAUGGUGGAGGAGGAUUUCUCUGUGUGGAAGAAGAACACACCAUUUCUCUACGAUCUUAUGAUCUCUCACCCACUCGAAUGGCCGUCUCUCACCGUCCAUUGGGUCCCAUCGACGACGAGUCCUUACGCGGCGGAUCCUAACUUCGGCGUCCACAAGCUUAUACUCGGGACUCACACUUCCGGUGGUGCUCAAGAUUUCCUCAUGGUCGCCGACGCCGUUAUCCCAAAUCCCGACGCUGAACCUGGUUUAGGCGGCAGAAAUCAGGAUCCCAUAGUCCCUAAGGUGGAGAUUAGGCAGAAGAUUCGUGUUGAUGGAGAAGUGAAUAGAGCUCGGUGUAUGCCUCAAAAGCCGACGCUUGUUGGUGCAAAGACAAGUGGAUGUGAAGUUUUUCUGUUUGAUUACGCCAAACAUGCUGCAAAGCCUCAAACAAGUGAUUGUGAUCCUGAUCUGAGGCUGGUGGGACACGAUAAGGAAGGGUAUGGAUUGUCUUGGAGCCCUUUCAAGGAAGGUUAUCUACUGAGUGGUUCACAGGAUCAGAAGAUCUGUCUUUGGGAUGUUUCAGCUACACCACAAGAUAAAGUUCUAAAUGCAAUGUUUGUGUUUGAGGGACAUGAGAGUGUUAUUGAAGAUGUAUCAUGGCACAUGAAGAACGAGAACCUGUUUGGGUCUGCGGGUGAUGAUGGUCGAUUGGUGAUAUGGGACACACGGACAAACCAAAUUCAACACCAAGUGAAAGUUCAUGAAAAAGAGGUGAACUAUCUAUCUUUCAAUCCGUUCAACGAAUGGGUUUUAUCCACAGCUUCCUCAGACUCCACCGUUGCCUUGUUUGACCUUCGGAAGCUGAAUGCGCCAUUGCACGUCUUGAGCAGCCACGAGGGAGAGGUUUUCCAAGUUGAGUGGGAUCCAAACCAUGAAACAGUGCUUGCAUCUUCAGGUGAAGACAGAAGGCUUAUGGUCUGGGACCUGAACAGGGUUGGAGAAGAGCAGCUUGAGAUAGAGUUGGAUGCAGAAGAUGGUCCACCAGAGUUACUCUUCUCUCAUGGAGGCCACAAGGCGAAGAUAUCGGACUUUGCUUGGAACAAAAACGAGCCUUGGGUCCUUGCAAGUGUAGCGGAAGACAACAGUCUUCAGGUGUGGCAAAUGGCGGAAAGCAUCUAUCGUGACGAAGAUGAUGCUGAGAUCGAUGAGGAUGGCAAACAAGAUACACCAAUGACCAAUUAA